Amaranthus tricolor (Joseph's coat) is the source of this 1100-nucleotide messenger RNA. RefSeq names its product peroxidase 40. Gene Ontology annotation, molecular function: heme binding; peroxidase activity. The transcript has 4 exons. NCBI's taxonomy places the organism in Eukaryota, Viridiplantae, Streptophyta, Magnoliopsida, Caryophyllales, Amaranthaceae. The coding region runs from base 47 to 1087 and encodes 346 amino acids. Gene Ontology annotation, biological process: response to oxidative stress; hydrogen peroxide catabolic process. The record is from RefSeq and is a predicted model, not a curated record.
AUUCAUUCUCUAGAAAAUCAACUUGGCACAAAUAAAAAUAAAAAAAAUGAAAAUGGGCAUAAUUGUUUUGGUUCUAAUAUUAAGUGAAGUAACUAAAGCUGUAAAGGAAGCAACAAAGACAACCUUAAAUGAAACAUGUUUGGAAGAUGGCAUUAUAUGGGUUACCCCUAGUAGUGGUGGUGUAUUGAUAACCGAUGCCUACGCAAUCAGCUGCCCUAAUGCUCAAUCCAUAAUUUUCUCGUGGGUCCAAAAUGCUGUUCUUAAUGAUCCUAGAAUGGCUGCUUCUUUGCUUCGUCUUCAUUUUCAUGAUUGCUUUGUUGGUGGAUGUGAUGCAUCACUAUUAUUAGAUGAUACCAAAAACUUUGUCGGAGAGAAAACCGCCGCACCAAACAUGAACUCUCUGAGAGGGUUUGAAGUAAUUGAUGCCAUAAAAUCUGAAUUGGAAUCUGUUUGCCCUGGUGUAGUAUCUUGUGCCGACAUUUUAGCUGUAGCAGCUAGAGAUUCUGUUCUUGUGUCUAAUGGACCGAGCUGGGAAGUCCAAACUGGUAGGAAGGACAGUUUAACUGCAAGUAAGCAAGCAGCAAAUAAGAACAUACCAGGCCCAAAUUCUACAGCGCAAACCUUGGUGAAUAUUUUCCAAAAUGUGGGUCUAAGCCUGACUGACAUGGUAGCUCUUACAGGUGCUCAUACACUUGGAAAAGCUCAGUGUUCAACCUUCAAUUCACGGCUCCAAACUAACAACGGAGACAUCAAUCUUGAUUUUCUACAAUCUCUACAGCAGCUAUGCUCUAUCCCCAACAGAAAUACAAAAAAAAAUACCGUUUUAGCAAACCUUGAUCUGGUCACACCGGCUACAUUUGAUAAUCAGUACUACGUUAACCUUUUAUCUGGACAGGGUUUACUGCCCUCCGAUCAAGCCCUUCUAAGUGGUGAUAUUGAUCAGACGGGUGAAAUCGUUCGAUCUUAUGCUGAAGAUGAAGCUCUGUUCUUUGAUGACUUUAGUAAAUCAAUGCUUAAAAUGGGAAGCAUUGGUAUUCUUACGGAGAACAAUGGUGAAAUUCGUCGUAAUUGUCGUGUUAUUAAUUAAGGGUUUAACUAAC